Molecule: messenger RNA, 2635 nt
Organism: Marchantia polymorpha subsp. ruderalis
Lineage: Eukaryota; Viridiplantae; Streptophyta; Marchantiopsida; Marchantiales; Marchantiaceae
Source: the annotation of a GenBank genome assembly
ACUCUGCUUUUCUUCUUGAGCUCCGAGGGCGGAGCGAAGCCCGAGAGGUGCCGGCCGUAAUUUGUGCACUCAGUUCGCUGAGUCGCCCUUACUCCGUUCGCCACUCGACCGCGCUGCAUUUCGCUGCAUUUUCCGGCUGAUUUAGAGCUGGAUUGAGGUCCGAUCUGGGCCUUUUUCGCACUUUGAGCUGUGUUUUGUAUGAAGUUCUUCAGGUUUUGCUCGCAGGGUUCUGCUAGCUGCAUUUCUGGGUCGUAAGCUUUGCGGAGUGUCUUGCGGAAGCUUUUGCGAUUGUAUUCGAUGUAUCUAUAAGGAGGAUCGGUGAGAAUUAGAGCUGCAUAGUUCGGAAACGGGCAAGAUGCUGGUUAGAAGAGGCGAUCGUCUCUGUAUGAGUCGUGUCAGCAUCGUACACGUCGUGCUGAGUGUAGUUUCCCUUUUACUACUCGCGAAAGACUCCGUUGCAGUGCCGAAUUUGCGGGGUAUUGCUCCACAAGACGAGAGGUACUUUCAGACUGCCAUUAUAAAAUGUAAGGAUGGUACGAAAUCCUUUCCUCAAGAACGCCUCAACGACGACUUCUGCGACUGUGUAGACGGGACUGACGAGCCAGGAACGAAUGCAUGUCCGGAGUCAAAGUUUUACUGCAAAAAUCUGCAACAUCGAGCUCUAGUAAUUUUUUCUUCUCGAGUGAACGAUGGAAUUUGCGAUUGCUGUGAUGGAAGUGAUGAGUACGACGGAAAAGUAACAUGUGGUAACACUUGUUGGGAAGCCGGCGAGAAGUCAAGAGAAAAGCUGAAGAAGAAGCUUGGAGUUUUCAAAGACGGUUCAAUCAUAAGGAAACAAGAUGUUGAAAAGUCGAAGGAGGCACGUCAUCAACAUGAUGAAGAACUCAAGCAGGCGAAGCGAGAAGUGAAGAAACUCGAGUCUGUGGUGGACAAACUUAGAGCCGAUAAAGAAGCAGUAGAGAAGGAAGAGAAGCGGGCACGGGAGGAGAAGGACAGAAUAGAGAAAGAGGAACGUGAGAGAAGGGAAAGAGAGAGUGCACCUGCAAAGGAAGAAUCUCUGGAAGCGGUUGACGUCUCAGAUGAAGUAGAAGGACACGCAGAACACUCCGAAAUUACGAAACCUGCUGAGGAGGAGGAGGAGGAGGAGGAGGUCUUGGAUAGUGCACUAGACCCAUCUAAUAAAGAGGAAGAUGAGCUGGCGGAUUUGACUGAAGAAGAACGUGGAAGAGUGAUUGCGUCUCGCUGGACAGGAGAAGAUAUCAGUGACAUCAAGGCUAAAGCGGAGGCAGAGUCUAAGAAUCAUCCCGAUUCUCACGAUGAUCAUGAUGAUCAAGACGAUAGUGGUGAUGAAGCUGAUGAGUCCCAUGACGAUGAAGAAGAUGAUGAUUACGGACACCCAUCCUAUGGACAAGAUUCUUUAUUGCCAACCAGUUCUCAAUCUCUCGGUGGGGACGAGUCAUGGUGGUCAAAGCUCAUGAUUGGACCGAGUGCAAUUUUGAAAAUGUUCGGCUUUGCGGGUCGUGAACCUGUCGAUAUAUCUGAGGCUGAAAGGAUACGGAAGGAGUUUCGAGAAGCUUCGGACAAGCUCUCAAAUACGCAGUCGAAGGUGUCUGAUCUUGAAAAUAGGUUGAAACAAGACUUCGGGAAAGACGGCGAGUUUUACUCCUUCUACGACAAAUGCUUUGAGCUCAAAGAUAAGAAGUAUACGUAUAAAGUGUGCCCAUACAAGGAUGCCACGCAGGUGGAAGGACAUUCGACGACGCGAUUAGGACGCUGGCAAGGUUUUAAGGAUGACUACACCAACAUGGUGUUUGAACAAGGCGAUAAGUGCUGGAAUGGUCCUGAACGUAGUCUACGGGUGAAAAUGCGAUGUGGAACAAAGCUGGAACUUCGUUCCGUGAAUGAACCAAGCCGCUGCGAGUAUGUGGCUGAGUUUAGUACUCCAGCGUUGUGUUUAGAAUCGAGAGUGCAGGAACUGGAACAGCAACUAGUACAUCCGAAUGUUUCGCCAGACAAUGGUCAUGAUGAACUCUAGAGCAUGUUUUCCAAUUCAUAGUUGGGAUAGAGCACUCUAGAGCACCUGAGUAUUGUCCAUGCUUUUGACAGUCUGUCAUUGUAUAUCGGUGCGAUCAGGACAAUGAUGAACUUUCUUGUCAGUGUUUAAAUCCCAGAUCCAGUGAAGUAUGUUUUCGAGCCAAGUUUACUUCGUCAUGAGUAUUGGCUCUGAACAUCGUCAGAGUAUCAAAAUCAUGUAGAAGAUCAGGAGAUAAAUGUCGUUAGAGAAGACACUAGACUAAAUCAUUUUGGCUUUUUAGUCUAAUGUGCUAUAGCUUAGGUUUCAAUCAGACAGGCCGCAUUCAGUUCAAUGAUGAGUUAUCAAAGUUGAGUUCGCGCUGAAAUGGUUCACCUGCCGAAGAUUUGUUAAGCGGAACCAUAGCGGAGGACACCAGUAGUGUUUCGGGGUCAUAUUUUUAAGGCCUCGAUACAAGUUCACUGGGAAAUGAACUUGUAUGGAGCUCAUUUCCUAGUGAUGGACAAAGCACAACGAACUUUAGUAGGUUGUGAUCACCGUAAACCGGUCAUCGCUGGUGUUCACAUCGGCAUUUAUUUAUAAUCGAAGGAGUUGUUUCACGUU